AUGCAGGAGGCACCUGUGGGGCUGCACGACGCAGUGCGCAAGGCGGCCGAGCCGUCGCCCGACGCAGAACAGCUGGCUGAAGAGGCCGUACUCACAGUCUCUUCCUGCCUGUCCGAGGCCGCGCCCGUCGCGUUUCGCAUAUCCCAGACACCCGAGCUGAACAAGGCGGCCGAAGCCGAGGAGCUGCUGGCGCGAGUGAGGCACCUCCUGCCCGACCCCACACCCGACGCCGCCUACGAGGCGCUCAGCGACGCGCCGGUCGACGAGGUGCUGCCGACGCUGACACUCGUCAACAGCCUUGCCGAGGAGAUUGAGGAGGGCGAGCUCGCGCAAACCUUCGAGACGGCCGCUGCUGCCAUGAUCGUGACUUACUGGGCGGGGCCGCUUGUGGCGGUGGCGUCUUAUGGGCAGGAGGCAGUGCGGCGCGCCUGGGGGCAUCAGGCGGCUAUGUCGGACGCGGAGGCAAUCGACUUCAUGUUGAGCGAGCUGGCGCGCCUGAGGAUGAGGGCUUUCGAGCAGCGGCCUCCCUCAGUGAUGGCGGCAGUCCAGCAGCUGCGCGAGUCUGUGAGGGGCGCGCUGUAG
Messenger RNA from Monoraphidium neglectum, 582 nucleotides. RefSeq lists its product as hypothetical. Lineage: Eukaryota; Viridiplantae; Chlorophyta; Chlorophyceae; Sphaeropleales; Selenastraceae. The transcript has 3 exons. The coding region runs from base 1 to 582 and encodes 193 amino acids. The record is from RefSeq and is a predicted model, not a curated record.